Messenger RNA from Aspergillus eucalypticola CBS 122712, 1542 nucleotides. Its product is annotated as MFS transporter. Lineage: Eukaryota; Fungi; Ascomycota; Eurotiomycetes; Eurotiales; Aspergillaceae. Gene Ontology annotation, molecular function: transmembrane transporter activity. Gene Ontology annotation, biological process: transmembrane transport. The transcript is spliced from 2 exons. The record is from RefSeq and is a predicted model, not a curated record. The coding region runs from base 1 to 1542 and encodes 513 amino acids.
AUGACCAACAACCCAUCCUCUUCAUCGGCUACAGAGGCCAACGCCCCCGAUAUAGAAAAAGAGCCGGACCAGAAUGCACCACCAAGGCUGGAUGUAUUUUCAGUCUUCACAGUUAACCAAAAGCGAGCCAUGGUAGCGACUGGCUCUAUGGCAAGCUUCUUCUCACCACUCUCCUCAAGCAUCUACUUCCCUGCCAUGGACACGAUAGCAGCAGCGCUGAAUGUCUCCACAUCCAAGAUUGACUUGACUGUCACGACCUACCUGAUAAUGCAAGGCGUUGCUCCCAUGUUGAUCGCUGGAUUCUCAGACACCGCCGGCAGACGUCCCGCCUACAUUAUCUGCUUCACCCUCUACAUCGCCGCCAACCUCGGCCUCGGCCUACAGAACGACUACAGCUCACUACUAGGUCUACGAUGCCUUCAAAGCGCAGGGAGCAGCGGCACCGUGGCGCUGGCCAACGGCCUGGUCGGAGACCUGGUGACAUCUGCAGAACGAGGAACAUACAUCGCAUUUGCUUCGUUGGGGAGCAUGCUCGGGCCUUCUCUAUCCCCGAUCAUUGGUGGACUCCUCAGUCAGUACCUCAACUGGCACUGGAUAUUCUGGUUUCUUCUCAUCUACUCGGCCGCCUUCUUCCUUCCACUCUUACUCUUCCUCCCCGAGACCUGCCGCAAAGUGGUCGCUGACGGCUCCGUUCCACCCCCAACGCUAAACAAAAACCUCAGUGACACAAUCCGGCACCGCAACCGAAAGGCCAAAGGUCUCGUCGUAGAGGAAAGCAAACUCGCCGAAGUACGCAAGAACUACUCCUUCCGGUGCCCAUCACCCAUGUCCACACUGAAAGUCACCGCCGACCUCGAAACGGGCGUUAUCCUACUCGCCACGGGGCUAACCUUCGCAUGCUUCUACGCAGUAAUGACUGGAGCUACGACCUCAUUCCACGAUACCUACCAUCUCAAUGACAUCGAAACAGGACUGAUGUACCUCCCUAUCGGGGCCGGCGGCAUCGUAUCAGCAUUCACCACGGGCCGUCUAAUGGACUGGAAUUAUCGUCGACAUGCCGCCAAGGCGGGACUCCCCGUUAUCAGGAACGUGCGACAAGAUCUCACUACUUUUAAUAUUGAAAAGGCAAGGCUGGAAGUCGGGCUGCCGAUGUACUACACGUGCAUCGUGUCCAUGAUCGCCUACGGCUGGGUCCUCGGUCACAAAGUCAAUUUAGCUGCGCCGAUCAUCCUGCUCUUCAUCUCGGGGUGGAGUCUGAAUGGCACAUCGCAGGUCUUGAACGCCAUUCUUGUUGAUCUGUGGCCUAGUCGAUCUGCAGCUGCAACGGCAGCGUGUAAUUUAUUUCGCUGUGAGUUGGGAGCUGCAGCUUCAGCGGCGAUUACGCCAAUGAGUGAGGCGAUGGGACAGGGGUGGGCGUAUACAACGCUGGGGUUAAUUUCUGUAAUUGUGUCGCCAAGUUUGUGGGUAGUUAUGCAGAAGGGCAUUAAAUGGAGGCAGAGAAGAUUGAGGAAGGAGCAGGAACGGGCAGCUAGAAGUCAGUAG